Messenger RNA from Ogataea haglerorum, 1020 nucleotides. RefSeq lists its product as uncharacterized. The transcript has a single exon. Lineage: Eukaryota; Fungi; Ascomycota; Pichiomycetes; Pichiales; Pichiaceae. Bases 1 to 1020 code for a protein of 339 amino acids. The record is from RefSeq and is a predicted model, not a curated record.
AUGUUUAAUCGCCUUAUAGGAACGGCUUUCAGAAGAACCUUUAGUGCGCUGACGGUCCAAAACCCGCCAAAGGUGAUUCUUUCGCCUCCUAGAGGACACACGUCACUACUCAUGACAUCCACGGCAUCGCAGCUUGAGGCAUCGAUCGAUGGGUUGAUCAGACUUAAUCGAUCAGUUCCCUCGUUGCAGUUGGUCUUCUUUUGCGUUGACUCCAUUCUGAACUCGAGAGACGCUGUCUCCGAGUGCUGGUUCGAGGACAACAUGCUCAUCCAUCACUGCGAGCAGUUUGAACCCUCAAAAGAUAAGUGGACCCCGCAAUCAGGAACCGUAGAGCUAGAACUCCACGGAUCCGAUGUUGUACUACCAUUGGCACAUACAAUGUUCCAGAACACAUUGCCGGCUACUUGUUUCUUUGUUGACAGCGAAAACCCUCACAACUGGAAGAAUCUUUCUCAUCUAAAAGUGCAGCUUCCAUAUAUUAAAUCCUCCCAUUUUAAUUAUUCGAAUUGCUUGGUGGAGCUACCGCUGGAAAAAAACCCAGCACAAGAAUACAUUGUCACAGAACAUGAAGGGAAUAUGAUAAAAACGAUUAACAUGAUUCCUGCAUCCCAGUAUCUCAUUGAGAAUGAGCAUCUACAGAAGUCGAAGAAUUCUCUCUUUUUUAAAUUGUAUGACGGACCGCAAGUUCCAGACUACAUGGAAUCCUAUCAUAGAAUUACAGUGGGAGGUUUAGGAUGGGGCGAAAAACAAGGAUAUCUGGUUUUAGACCGGCAUGUUGGUUCCUUAGACCACAAAAAGCUAAAGCUUUUCCAACACCAACCAGAAACGGCUGUGCAGUUUGACAGAAAUAAGAAAUCUAUAGUGUUAGAGUGCUCCACGGAACAACAGAAUUACCGGCCUACUGGCUCGAAGACACCAAUUGUGAGCAAUCAGAUAGGAUUGGGUUCCGAGAGAGGCUUCAGGCUGAACGGUGUCUGGCACACAUCGCAGGGAGAAGUGGUCCAGAUCCAGGUCACGUGA